Molecule: messenger RNA, 2176 nt
Organism: Labeo rohita (rohu)
Lineage: Eukaryota; Metazoa; Chordata; Actinopteri; Cypriniformes; Cyprinidae
Gene: polr3d
Product: polymerase (RNA) III (DNA directed) polypeptide D
Exons: 9
Coding region: 189-1364 (391 amino acids)
Biological process (GO): transcription by RNA polymerase III
Cellular component (GO): RNA polymerase III complex
Molecular function (GO): DNA binding
Source: RefSeq, a predicted model, not a curated record
UUCACCAAUCACAUCACUGCGUCACACGGGUCAAAGUGUCAUUACACGUGAAACUCCGCCUUAAACAAACUUGCACUAGAUAUCAUCAUCAUAAACUCUCGAUUUUGCCUGUAACAAAGUUAUAUUUUGUAGUCUAUUUAAAGCCAGUGUUUAAGGAAUCUCUGCACUAGAGGAAGCGCACUGUGAGGAUGGAGAGCUCCGGUGACCCCAGUGGGCCUCCACGGACGCCGCAUGUAGGGGGAGCCAGAGGGUUGCCGAUGGGUCGCCGGCUGCCCGCUUCAAUCUCUCCGGGACGCCUGCCCACAAUGCGCUCCAGAGACCUCACAUUAGGAGGAGUCAAAAAGAAAACCUUCACGCCCAAUAUUAUUGGUCGAAAAUCAAAAGAGGAAUUAAAAGCUGAUGAAGGAACGAGACGGGAUAAGAAGGAUGUGGAUCGAGGUCGGCAGCGGGACAGCCGAGGGAGGGGCCGAGGUCGCCCUGAGGUCAUCCAGUCACAUUCUAUCUUUGAACAGGGUCCUGCAGAGAUGAUGGCCAAGAGGAAAGGUGUAUAUGAUGAUACCAGAGAAACGGCAAACAGUGGCCCUUCACCCAUCAUCAACAUCAAAAAGGAGAGAGAAACCGAAGAGGAGACUAAAGAAAUCCUGCGCAAACUUGAGAGGGACAAUUUUCUGGACGACCCUCACCUGAGAGGUGAGAGAGGAAGCUGUCCUGUGCAGCUGCCGCUGGCUGUGUCGGGAUGGGUCUUCAAAGAGGAGUUUAGUGAGGAGACACUCAAAUCGGUGAAGACCUCUUCAGAUCCUGAACCGAUGAGCACUGCUGACAGCACUGGAGCUGAAGUGAAGAUCAAGCAGGAGCCUUUGGAUAUUCUUGAACCGAAGAAGGCGGAGCCUAUGUUCAGGCCGCCGCCCUUGCCCAAACCUGAUCUGCUGCCUGAUUUACUGGAGGUGUGGAAUCACUGCAAAGAGGAGGAGCUUCUCUUCAUGCAGCUUCCUGACAGUCUGCCAGGCCAGCCGCCCACCAGUGACGCCCGGCCCACCAAAACAGAGGUGCAGUCGAGUGACGGACAGACCGUGAUGCAGAAGACCGAGACUCAGGAUGAAUCUCAAGAUGAGAACACCUGUUGUCUUAAGGAUCUACAAGAGGGUUUGGUGGGAAAGAUGCUCGUGAGGAAGUCAGGCAAAGUGCAGCUUAUUCUGGGUAACGUCACCCUGGAUGUGGCCUUGGGAACACCCUGUGCCUUCCUGCAGGAGCUGGUCUCAGUAAAUACAGAGGGCAGAAGGGGAGACAUGUCUGUGCUGGGACACAUUAAACACAAGUUGGUUUGUUCACCUGACUUCCAGGCUCUUCUGGAAAACAGAGCUUGAGGAGCGGCUGCUAGAAUUGCCAAUAAUUCACUUGAAUGCUGUAAAUCAAUUGGUGAGGAAAUGUUCCCAUGUACUCUCACAGAUGGAGAACUGCGAGUGAAUGAAAUUUAUUUAUACUGUAUGCUCAAGGAAAUUUAUUUGAGAAUUUACGAAAUGUCUUUUCAAGAUGAGACACUAUUACACAUGUACAUAUUGUGGGUUAAAAUAAAUAACACAUUUAUAAAAAAAAAAAAUCUGGGUUUGAGUUAAAGCUUAAGUUAAUAAAAAGUGCCAUAAACCUCUCCUUUUUAUUUUUGUGAAUUAUUUUAAAACCCUGAAUCAGCCUCCUAGUGGUGGGACUGUGCUGACAGGCAGAUGUGAGUUUCAUUAGAGGAUGUUUGUGUAAUCAUGAAGGUCAGCAUAAUUAUAUUUUAUUGUAUUUUAGAGCACUGUUCCUCUGAGUAAUAUUCAGUCAUCACUUUCUGGAUAUUAUGGAGCGGCUAAAGAGGCAAAAAAAUGUUAUUUGAAUGCUUUUGCAUUCCCACGCUAAUGUUUUGGGUUCCCCUGAGAGACUUUCCAUUUGCUUGCAAAACUUGUUUAAAACAUUAAUGAGAAAACCCAUCUCAUAUUUUUUUUCCAUCAUCAUGUCCCUUUAGGCACUCUGUUGUAUUUAGAUAGAUAAUGGAGUCACUAAUUUUGCUGCAUGAUUAUGUUUUGUGUGAGGAAAAUAUCAAGCUUAUAGCCUCUGUUUAACUUGAGUAGCUACAAUAUUAAAAAGGGAUGCAAAAUAUAACAAUACCAUAUUGGUUAUGAAUCGAUAUUAGAUACAGAAU